Molecule: messenger RNA, 3486 nt
Organism: Pocillopora meandrina
Lineage: Eukaryota; Metazoa; Cnidaria; Anthozoa; Scleractinia; Pocilloporidae
Source: the annotation of a GenBank genome assembly
CGCCAAGCCGUGAAUGAAGUAAAUUUCGAGAGAUGUGACCAGGCUACAUAUACUCUACGAUUCUGUUACUUUUUACGAAAUGAAGCUUAAAGAGCUAGAAGGAUACUUACAGCAAGUUGAUGUUUUUGAAAAGCCAAAAGUGGAUCUGGAACAAUAUCCAACAACGCCGCAUAUAGCGGCUCACAUGUUGUACACGAUCGACUCCACAUUUGGUGACAUUGAAGGGAAACUUGUCGGUGAUUUGGGAUGUGGAUGCGGCGUUUUAAGUAUCGGUUCAUGUAUGCUUGGAAGUGCUAUGACAGUCGGAUUUGAUGUGGACGGCGAUGCUUUAGAAAUCGCUGCUAGUAACUGCGCAGAGUUUGAGAUUCAAACAUGUGAACUUAUACAAGGUGACGUGGAACAGAUUGCAUUGUGUGACAGAUGGAGGAAAACGUUUGACACGAUCAUUAUGAACCCUCCUUUUGGAACUAAGAACAAUAGAGGUAUCUACGCAAAAUUCAGAUGCUGAUUUUUCUCAGAAUGGGUAAAUUUGAUCAAGCACUGCACCAGGCCUUGGUGGAAGCCUCGGCCAAGAUCUGAAUUAGUCUCUUGCUCAAAUAGUGCCUUCGAGCAGGCUCUCUUAACCCUUUAACCCCUAAGAGUGAUAAGCUCCUAAUUUCUCCUUACAAUAUCACCCCCAAAUCAGACAUAAAGGUAUGAAGGAAAUAGGAAAUGAUUACCAAUGAGAGAAGCUCUAGAUUGUUAAACAAACUCUCCUUGUUAGCAUCCUGGGAAAUGUAUUGAGAACAGUAUGGAGAAUAUGUCUACUGAUGUUAGGCUGUAAAGGGUCAAGCACUAUGGCAGGAGCAACAAAACCUGCAAGAUUCGAGCUGGUGAGAGGUCAGGGAGGGUUCUGGCACUCAUUAUCUCACCAGAAUCCUCAGGAACCUACUGCACACUUGAAUCAUUCCCAGGCUGGCAAUGGGCAGGCUUUGCUGCUUGUGUUGCACUGCUUGUGAGAGCCUGCACACAGAUGGCCUUUUGUUACCAUGCUGGACUCUAGUUGAACCCUUUUAUCCCCAAGAGUGCCUGGCAUCUAAUUUCUCCCUACCAUAUCACACCUGAAUCAAACAGGAAGGUCAGGAGAAUAAAGGAGCUGAUCACUGAUUAAAGAAGCUCUUGAUUGUUAAACAAAUUCUCCAUGUUGACAUCUUAGCAAAUGUUUAGAGAACAGUAUGGAGAAUAUGCAUACUGAUUUAAGGUGUUGAGGGUUAAAAGGUCUGAGUUCAAGCCCUGGUCAGGUCACAUUAUUGUGCUCUUAAGUAAGACCUUUCACUCUGAUGGUGUCCCAUCCCUUGCAAGUAUAUGAAUGGGGUUACCAGUCAUUUCUUACCAACAGUCGUUUCAUAUCCAGCUCAGUUGAUUCAUAUCCAGCUUAGUUGAUUCAUAUCCAGCUCAGUUGAUUCAUAUCCAGCUCAGUUGAUUCAUAUCCAGCUCAGUUGAUUCAUAUCCAGCUCAGUUGAUUCAUAUCUAGUCAGUUGAGAUUUUUUGUACCCAUUCUAACAAAAUAUAUUUUCCAUGUCAAGUAUGGUUAGAGUAAGGUCAGUUUCUUAUUUUAAAUAGCUUAUUACUUGUGUUCAAUAAGUUUUAGGUACAUGGUGUCCAAAAAAAGUACAAGUGUAAACAAUAAACUGUUCUAUCAGAAAUACCACACUUACCUUGCAUUAGGCAAUAAUUUAGUUGUUUUUGUUUGUUAGAUCACGAGUAUACACAGUAGAAUUUUGUUUGUUUCUUACUCCCUUGACUCUACUAACGUUUUGUACACAAACAAUCAACAUCUGUUUACAUUCACUCAAAUGAAUGUACAUUGGGAUAGGUACAAAUUGACAAGUGGUUCAGGUACAAAGCAACUCAAACUGGGCACAAAUCAACUGAGUUUGGGUAUGAAACAAUCAUGGGCACAAAAUGACUGGAUACCACUUAUGGGUACCAUUGAACUGUUUUGAAAACAUAAAGAAUUGCUGAUAGAUUAGCAUCCUAUUCAGAGGUGACUUUGGUAUAUGGUGUGACUGCAUUCAGUUUUAAGGACACUUAAGCCAUGAGUGACUAAGAAAGAAUUUCUCACUACUAUAUCUAUACAAUAUCAUGCAGACAAGUGAUGAAAAUAAAGAAAAAUAUCAAUUGUCGCAUUACUAAUUGACCUGAUAGCAAAUUCUCCAAACUAACAUGAUGAGAAUCAUUUUGCAGACGGUAAGGAGAAUUACUAAUGAGAUCUUGCGUGUUAAAGGGUUAAGCAAAUAAAUGCACUCCCAGAUAACUUUGGAUUACUCUGAUUUUACUUCAUCACACUUAUGAUUGGUCUAAAAUACUCAAGCCACCUUCUCAUAAAAUCAGGUGCAAAAUUUAAAUAUAGCAAUUAUGACUUGGUUUCCCCUGCUUUUCAGGCAGUUUGCUUGGUUUUAUUAUUUGAUAAUUACCUCUGUUCUGAUUAGUUUGAUUUUGGUUUUAGGAGAUGCAAUUGAAUUGGGUUUUAAUAAUUGUUCUUUAUUGAUUUUCUUCUAGGUAUUGACCUCAAAUUUCUACAGCAGGCCAUCAGUAUGUCUAAUACAGCUGUUUAUUCUCUGCACAAGACAGCCACAAGGGAACACAUCAAGAAAAAGGCUUGUGAAUGGGGAGUGAAAUUGGAAGUGUUGGCUGAACUUCGCUUUGACUUGGCGGCCAGUUACAAGUUUCACCGCAAAAAGACAGUUGAUAUUGAGGUAGACUUCAUAAGAAUAGACUGUUCAAACAGCUGACAGCUGAGGUGAAUGAAGAGUUCGGUUAUUUGAAUUAUCUGCAGUUGUAUUAGGAGCACUGUUUAGUGUUUAUCUAAGAUCAAAAAACAAUUGAAAGUCAGUUGAAAAGAAACGUGAUGUUGUUACCAAGGCUUACUUCGAAUGAGUCAAUUAAAAGAUGAACCUUAAGAUCGCUGCAUCAGAUGUAGACAAAGACUGGUUUGAUUGGUCUGAAUAAUAGGCGAUCGGUGAUUUGAAGCGUCGCUUGUUAACUGCUUUCAGAACAACUGUCUUGUGCAAAGUGCAAGUCACGUGCAAGUUACGCCCUCCUUAGUUUCGGGCGUAACUCGUCUUUCGUGCUUACAUUGUGCACGCAUUCAUUUGGUUUCCAAAAUACCGUAAAACUAAAGAAAAUAUGACGCCUAAUCUGUAUGUUACGCGUGAGAGAGGAUUCACUCAUUAGAUAUUGUGCUUAUCGACUGAUGGCUGAAUAUUUAAAAAGGGUGAAGCUUGAAUUCAUUAUCACGCGAUCAAAAUUAGGGGAAACAUUUUUUGAAUGCUUAAGUUAAAAUUGUCUGGGCACUCAAACUUCACAGCGAGACGGAUAGCGCCAGGCCACUGUUUUUCACUUCUCAAUUUCUGCUUUAUAUGCGUUAUAUACAUGCGUUAUUGACUAAGCUUGAGGUCAAUAUGGCUCCAUAUUGGCCGAGUUCUUUUUCUGCGUUGUUAUGGA